Acanthochromis polyacanthus (spiny chromis) is the source of this 3309-nucleotide messenger RNA. Its product is annotated as cold shock domain-containing protein C2-like. Lineage: Eukaryota; Metazoa; Chordata; Actinopteri; Pomacentridae. Gene Ontology annotation, biological process: regulation of mRNA stability. Gene Ontology annotation, molecular function: mRNA 3'-UTR binding. The coding region runs from base 777 to 1244 and encodes 155 amino acids. Gene Ontology annotation, cellular component: cytoplasm. The transcript is spliced from 4 exons. The record is from RefSeq and is a predicted model, not a curated record.
CAGAUCGACCCACCUACUGCUUGGCUUAGAAGUGAUGCAAACACUGCAAGGUGAGGAAAUUCAGAGUUCAUCUGAGUGUUUUCAUCAACAUGUGUGAUGAAAUCAUGCAGCAUUCAGAAACGAGCAGGGGCAUGAUGUGCACCUAAAGGCACAUGAGGAAUGUUAUCAUUCCACUGACUGAACACUCACUGUUCCCUCUGCAGAUAAAAUGAAGGAAAUCAUUGUAUUACUAUCUUUGUGGGGACCUUUAACCUUUUUCUAACCUAAUUACUGCAAAUGAGCAUUAACCUUCAAACAGCUGCUUGAACAUUAGGGAUCAGGAUUUUUAUUUUUUGGUGCUGUGACACACACGCACACGCACACUACAGAGCCACAUCACGCCAUCGGAAUCUCCGCCAGCUGCGCAGACUCGGCAGCCCCCCCUCCGCUCCGCUCGUCACAUCGGGGUCUUUCCGUCGGUUCUACGCGGAUUUAGCGGACUUAUUUAAUUCAUUCCUCGUUAUAUAAUAACACAGCGACUUAAAACACACACUCAGCGGCACACGGUGACCGUCCUCGACCCGCAACCCGAUGCUAAAGUCCUCUUGACAGACUUGAAGAGACAGCGCUGACCUGGAUAACUGCCGAGAACUGCUGUCCCACACUGAGACAGGUCUCUCCGAGCAGACAGACUACAGCGUCAGCAGACCUUCACCAGCCUGCAGCUCAACGAGCAGCAGCAAGUAGCACCCACAUCAUCCUCCUCCUCAGUCCUCCUCCUCUUCAUCACAUCCGACAUGGCCGACCCCAGCCUCACGUCGCCCUCUGGGACCCCGCUGCGCUCCCCCACCUCCUCCCUCACCUUGUCCUUUCCCUUCCUGAGAGAGGGGAGCCGGGUAUGGGAGGACGGGAAGGAGAAGCCGCUGCCUCGGGAUCUUCCCAGCCCGCUGCCGACCAAACGCACCCGCACCUACUCUGCGACGGUUCGCGCUCACUCAGGUCCAGUUUUUAAGGGAGUAUGUAAGAACUUCUCCAGGUCACAAGGUCACGGCUUCAUCCAACCUUCCCACGGCGGCGACGACAUCUUUGUUCACAUCUCAGACAUUGAGGGGGAAUACGUCCCAGUUGAGGGCGAUGAGGUCACGUACAAAGUGUCCCGGGUCCCGCCCAAGAACCUAAAGGUGCAGGCGGUGGAGGUGAAGAUCACACACCUGAACCCGGGCACGAAACACGAGACGUGGUCCGGGCAGACCAUCAGCUCAUAGGGCCGUGAGCUCCAGGCCUGGAGGGUUGGACGGGGUUCUGGUAAAUGUGCUGGGGGACCUACUUAACUGUGCUCAAACUCAUUAGUUAAAAACACGUUUUACCUGCACAGCAAGUGUUAAAAAGAGGUAAAGUUAUCGUUGGCUGAUGGAUUUGCUGUGCAUGUGAAACCGCCCCUUUAUUCGUUGUUACGAGAAAGUUACAUUUACUGUUUUUUUCUUAUAGUUUUUGUCAAAUCUGAGGUUGGAUUGUAAUCGUGAUGAAUGAGGGAUUUGAUCAUGGGCCUGUUUCUUUGUGAAAAUCUAAUGGCGCAAAUCUGCAAUCCGUGCCGUGACUUUGGAGGGUUUGUGCGCAUAGGGACGGCGACAAAGAGCGGAAUUCAGUUUCACUUCCCCUCUUGUCAGUUGUUUACAGCGCCGAAGUUUCCAGGAUCACAUGCUGGGUGCAAAUGUGGGUCAGAUGACUUACCCACGCCUGGCAGUGUUUUUAUAUCAAGAUAGACGAGUUAGUGGAGGUAAAAGAAAGUAGUUGAGGGACGUUAGGUCGAAGAGAUGUGAAGAAGAUAAAGAAAGGUGAAAUGACAAGUUGACAGUGUUAACCCUCGUGUCGUCAAAAUUGACCCGUUUCAAAGUUUGAAAAUGUGGAAAAAAAAUAUUUUUUCACAGUAAAACUUCUGAUGUCCACAUUUUCAACAUUUUGGGGAAAUCUUUCAGCAUUUUUUUGGUGGAAAAAAAGAAAUGUUAAAAAUGUUUCUGAAGAACAUUCACAUAAAAAUCAACCAAAAUCCAGCGAAAUUCGCUGGAUUUUGGUUGAUUUUUAUGUGAAUGUUCUUAAGAGAAUAUUAGAAGUUUUACUGAUAUAUAUGUAAUCAUUUUAGAUAUUUUUAGGAUUUUUUUUGGAAAUUUUUUACUCAUUUUUUGAAAAUAUUUACUAUAAUUUUCUUGCCAAAUUUUUUUCUACAGAGAUUUUUUUAAUAAAACUUUUUUAGGGAAACUUAAGGAAUUAUUGGAAUUUUUUUUCUUGAAGGUUUUGCAAAUUUUCAGAAAUUUAGGGAAUUUUUUUUUCUGAAUUUUUGAAUUUUUUUCAGACAAGGAAACAGUAUUUUGUGGUGCCCGUAAAUGAGGACAACAGUAGGGUUAAAAGCAGUGAUAGUUUUUCAUUUAAAAACUCAACAGUAAUCAUAAACCCAGGAUGUUUUAUGAAUAGCUCUUCUUGCAUCCUUGACAGCUCAUUUUAGAAAAACCGACCUGAUGAAUUAAAAUGUUUAAAUUGAGGGGGAAGUGUGCUGAUGUUUGGGAGGAAAUUCAGGAAUUCAGUCGGUCAGAAAGGUAAAAAAUAUCUUAGUUUCCCUUAAAAAUGGUAAGUUUCUGUUGUGCUGUCUUGUUUGUGGUUAUUUAUUUCAGUUAUUUUUUGUUGAUUCAUUCGUGUGUGUGUGUGUGUGUGUGUGUGUGUGUGUGUGUGUGUGUGUGUGUGUGUGUGUGUGUGUGUGUGUGUGUGUGUGUGUGUGUGUGUGUGUGUGUGUGUGUGUGUGUGUGUGUGUGUGUGUGUGUUUCUUUAGAUUACAGACCAUAUUUUUGGAUUACACAGUUAAAACUUGCACUUGAGAAAGCUGACUUUCAAUCUACUAUGGAAACUGCCACAGUAAUUUCUGUUUUGAAGGGUCUGGAGCCAUGGACUGCUUUCAAACCAAUUUCUAAGUCUCUUUUUCUAUUAUUAUUAUAAAAGCUGUAUCUGUGUAUGACAUAUCAAGUGUGGUCAUUGUGAUGGUGAACUACAUGACUACCAAUAGAGCUCAUUAUUGUCACAUUGUCGUUUGUUGUUAUUCAGGUUAAAUGCUGUACUGUAUGUAUUUUUCUAUUCUGUGUUCCAUAGAGUCUCUAUGCAUCUCGUCUAUCCGUCGGUGUCACUGCCUGUAAUUGUUCGAUGAUAACUUUUCUUUCUUUUUUUUGUCACAUCAAAGGGCACUUUUAGUUGACUUUCUGUGGAGGAGCCACUGUGGUGGUGGUGAUCCCCAUGAUUAUGUCUACAGAGCCUUGAAACGACAUUAAAGCAUUUUACGAUUCACAA